This is a messenger RNA of Hydatigera taeniaeformis, 942 nucleotides long. NCBI's taxonomy places the organism in Eukaryota, Metazoa, Platyhelminthes, Cestoda, Cyclophyllidea, Taeniidae. The record is from the annotation of a GenBank genome assembly.
AUGUUAGGUGUAGAGGAGACGAUUAAACUGAUCGAAAUACUGUCUUUUCUUUUAGGUGGCUUGGACUUUUUCUUUUCUCUACGUUCCGAAGCCGUCGCCUUUGUAGAUUAUGUUAGUAAGCUUGUCCCUUGCCGAGUGCAGACCUCCCAACAGCUGAAGUCCCAUGAUGUGCACAGCAAUACAUAUAAUUACAAAUUUACCUUCUGCCUUGAUGUCGUACCCAUCUGCAAGAAUGAUGUGGUCUGUCUUUCCAAACAGUUUUGCAAUCGCCUUGGCUUGGGUAAUCAAAUUCUUCUUGUGAGUAGAAUCACCGACAAGAUUCGACUGUUGGAUCCUGUUUCCUGUGUCGCUAAGGACAUUGAUGUCCAGACCUACUAUGCUAAUCCCUUCGCGUCGAUUUCGAGUCCUCGUAAUGUGUCAGAGUUCUUUGUGAUGGAUGUAGAGAGUGAUGCCCAUGGCAAAAUCCAGUCGUCGCCGGCAGAACCUGAGGUUGAACAGGUCAACAUGAAACCUGCAGGUGUUUGGGUAGUUCCAUCGGCUUACUUGGGAGUGGAAGGGGAAGAUGGUGAACAGAUCUAUGUCCGUACUCACCUUGGACACGUAGUCAAAAUUGGAGACUCGGUUAUUGGACUAGAUCUGAGGAACGCAAACAUAAAUAAUGUGGAAUUUGAAAAUAUUCCGGAAGAGAAAAGACCACAAGUGGUCCUGAUUCAACGCCUUUGUUCCUCUUCCAAUCGAAGACGUCGACGGCACCGGGAUUGUGUAUCCUUGGAUGGGGAGAGCGUUAUGGAGACGGAAACUGCGCCCACCACUGAAGCUGGCUUGGUUUCCGAUACGGAAAUGGAAGGCAACGAAGACAAUGCUGGUGACAGCGAUGAUACGAUUUCAGAGUACUCCGACAGUGAGUACAUGGAUGCUGAAGAAGGUACAUUUAUCGGAUGA